UAGUCUUCAGCUUUGAUAUUCACCUCCAAUUUCAUAUUCGUACAUUUUUGAUAUUCAUUUUCCACUUCUAUAUCUGACAUGCUGUUGCGAGCCAGUAAAAGAGAGAAGUUGAAGCAGCUUCGUGAAGCCAGAAAAACUGGUGCAAGUGUUGCUGAUUUUGCCGUAUCAGAAGAAGAAGAUCUCGAUGUCGGAAUCUACGAUGAAGUCGACGAGGAAACAUAUCGAGAACACAAGAGAAAACAGUUGAUGAACGAUGACUUUAUUGUGGACGAUAAUGGAGAAGGUUACGUAGACAAUGGGGUAGAUGAAUGGGACGAUUCUACUAGGCCAAACUACUAUUCAGAUGAAGAAGAGGCACAAGCUGGGACUAAGAGAAAAAAGAAAAGUCAAAGACCUGUCAAGGUCACCAAGGUAGCCCAGAUAAGCAACUAUUUCAAGCCUGCUGGCGGUGCUGCUCCCGUACAGUCCAAGAAGGUUGACGCCAACAUCGAUGACAUUCUUGACGACUUUGCUGAUUCCGUUCCUACAAAGAAGAAGGCCAAGAGGGAAGUCACCAAUAUCUUCAAGAACAACUCAAGCAAUAAUAAGGUCAUGAAAACGAAGAAGAAAACCUUCAAUUUCUCGACUUCUGUCAAAUCUGAAAAAUCAGUCAAACAUGUUUCCAUAGACGUUGAAGAUGACAACGACUCUCAAGACUUCUCUAUGGAUAUGGACACGGAGGAGCAACCUUCUUCUCCUAUUAAGAAGGUGAAGGAUGAGGUUAUUGCAGAAGAGAAGGAGAAUAUCGAUCCUUCUACGAAGGCUUUAAACGUUGCAGAAAACGAGCUGGUAGAAGAGUCUGACGAUUCUGAAGAUGAAAUCGUUGUUUCUAGACGACCACGUGCUGUUGCUGCUAACAAGAACAACAGAGCAACUUUUUCUUCUGUAAAAGCUGUAGAUAUCCCUUCAUCUUCUCCCACUAGAGCCACGUCUUAUUCGCAGAUCAACUAUACUGAAAAGUUGGACGAAGCACUAAUUGUCGGCUCUAACGAUGACAAGGACUCGUUCAAGAUGUUUUGGCUAGACUACUGUGAAGUUGAUUCAUCCUUGCUUCUUUUCGGUAAGAUCUUGACUCGUGAAGGUAAUCUAGUGUCAGGUGUCGUCAAAAUCAAUGGACUUUGUAGAGAGUUAUACUUCUUGCCCAGAAAGUUUCGUUUGGUAGACGAUGAAGAGGACGUACAGCAGCCUGUAACAGCUCUUGAUGUCAACGACGAAGUUACACCAUUGUUGUUACAUCAAUUUGGCUUGGAUGGGCUCAGGGCAAAACCAGAAAAGAUGAAGUAUGCCUUUGAGCUUGCCGGAAUUCCUAAGGAGACCGAGUAUUUGAAGAUUUUGUUGCCUUUCAAGACCAAUAAGAACAAGAAUAUAGUGAUGCCAUCUGAGCUUGAAGGUGAAACCUUCAGCCAUGUGUUUGGAACAAAUGCAAGUAUCUUCGAAGCAUUUGUUCUACAGAGAAACAUCAUGGGCCCAUGUUGGAUUGAAGUUUCCAAUGGUGACUUCAAUUCUAUUCAAAACACAUCCCACUGUCAGGUAGAGGUAUCCAUUGAUUCUCCGUCUUAUAUCAAGCCAAUUUCUGAAGCUCCAAAGGCUCCCAACUUGACAGUGACGUCCAUUGCUGUUCAAACUGUCAUGAAUCCAAAGCAAAACAAGCAAGAAGUAGUAGCCGUAUCUCUUGCUACUUUUCGUGAUGUUCCACAGGAUGCUCCUAUCGAUGAAAAUCUCCAACCGAGUGAAAUGCUUACUAUAGUGAGACCAGUAAAUUCUGCUACAGUUCCUCCGGGAUUACAGCAAUUGGCAGAAAAACAGGGUUUGGAAUUGAGAAUAUGCCCUAAUGAAAAGGUGUUAUUGAAUCUUCUUUGUGCCAGUAUCAAGAGACUGGACCCAGAUGUAUUCAUAGGUCACAGACUAGAAAACAUCUCAUUGGAUGUUUUAGUGCAAAGAAUGUAUGACUUCAAGAUAUCCACCUAUUCUGCACUUGGUCGUCGUAAUAGAAAGCUGUUCCCAGAAAGAUUUGGACGUAACAACAAGGGCUUCGGAAACAACUUGCUUAUCCGUGAGAUUUUCCAGGGAAGGUUGUUAUGUGAUAUUGCCAACGAAAUGGGUCAGUCGUUAACUUCUAAGUGUCAGUCUUGGGAAUUGCCUGAAAUGUACGACGUAGUCUGCAAGAAGAAACACCUUCCCAUCGAAAUCAACUAUCAGAGUCCUCAGUUUGUGGAGAACGCAGAUGUUAUGUUGAUGGCACUUAAGGAUAAUGCUAGCAAUGUCCAGAUCACAGCCGAGAUUGCCUUUUCCAUUCAAAUUCUCUCUUUGUCUAAGCAAUUGACUAACAUUGCUGGUAACGCUUGGUCUCACACUCUAAGUGGUACCAGAGCUGGUAGAAAUGAAUUCAUUUUAUUACAUGAGUUCAAGAGAAAUAAUUAUAUUGUUCCAGACAAGGAAGACAAAUUCCACAAGAACGCCAAUCACCAACAAGAAGCGAAGAUGGAAGCUACAGAGGAUGACGCUACUACUGUAACGUCCAACAAGAAGCCAAAGUAUCAGGGUGGUCUUGUGUUUGAGCCGGAGAAGGGCUUGCACAAGAACUACAUUCUUGUUAUGGAUUUCAACUCGUUGUAUCCCAGUAUUAUCCAAGAAUUCAACAUCUGUUUCACUACAGUUGACAGAGAUAACUUCAACGUUACUCAUGAUGAAGAUAGAGAUAUGCCUUCACUUCCUGAAAGGGAUUCUGCUGCUGGUGUCUUACCCAGAUUGUUGAACAGCUUGGUGUCCCGUCGUAGAGAAGUCAAGAAGUUGCUUAAGGAUCCCAAGAAUACACCCUUCCAAAGAGCCCAGUACGAUAUCAGACAGCAGGCUUUGAAGUUGACAGCCAACUCUAUGUAUGGUUGCUUGGGUUACAUCAAUUCUAGAUUCUAUGCUAAGCCAUUGGCUAUGUUGGUGACAAACAAGGGUAGAGAAAUCUUGAUGGAUACCAGACAAUUGGCAGAAUCCAUUGGUUUAAGAGUUGUUUAUGGUGAUACAGACUCGGUUAUGAUUGAUACUGGUGUCGAUGAUUUCCAAGAAGCUAUCAAAAUAGGUGAGCAAUUCAAGCUACAGGUUAAUGAAAGAUACAGAUUGUUGGAAAUAGAUAUCGAUAACGUAUUCAAGCGUUUGUUGUUGCAUGCUAAGAAAAAGUACGCCGCCAUGAAUGCCUCCAUCAACUCCAAGACUGGUGAAAUCAGCACAACUUUGGAAGUAAAGGGAUUGGAUAUGAGACGUCGUGAAUACUGUCAGCUCUCGAAAGAAAUAUCAGCAUUUGUAUUGAUGAAGAUCUUGUCGGAUUUGGAUCCUGAAAAGGCUUUAGGUGAUGUUUAUGACUAUUUGGAGGAAAUGUCAGGUAAGAUUAAGAAUAAUGAAAUUGCCGUUGACAAGUAUAAGAUCAACACCAAGUUAUCCAAGGACCCGAAUAACUACCCCAACGGUAAAUCUAUGCCUCAGGUUCAAGUAGCAUUAAAAUUACGUUCCGAUGGUAAGGUCAUCAAAGCUGGUAGUGUUAUUACUUAUGUGAUCACUGCUCCGAAGUCUGAUGACGACAAGUCGCUGCCCCCAGAGAGGGCCAGAGCUAUCCAUGAGCUCUUGGGAAAGAAGACAGACUUGAAGCCAGACGCCAACUACUACUUGGAAAAACAAAUUUUUGCUCCCGUAGAAAGAUUGUUGGAAAGAAUAGAAGGCAUUGAUAUGGUGAGAGUGGCUAAGUGCUUGGAUAUCGACACCAAGAAGUUCAUCUUGAGAGUUAAGAAUAGCGAAAAUACUGGCGAAAUCACAUCGUUGGAAGCAAGUGUUACGGACUCCGAAAGAUUCAGACAAGCCAGUUUCCUUGUAUUGAAUUGUAAGUGUGGCAAACAAUUCCGCUUUGGAGGUAUAAUUGCUUCCCGUGAUUAUUCUGUUACCUUCAAUGGUGUGACGUGUAAUUCUUGCAGCUACAACUUCCCUGUUCUCAAGCUCACUGCACAAUUGGAGGGUGCCAUUCGUAAACACAUCUCGGUGUACUACUCGGGUUGGUUAGUCUGUGACGACAACGCUUGUGGAAUCACUACCAGACAAAUCUCGGUGUACGGUAAGCGUUGCAUAGGUUCGUCUGGAUUGGCUCAUGGCUGUAAGGGUAUCAUGAGAUACAAAUACAGUGAUAAGGCCUUGUACAACCAAUUGUUGUAUUUCAAUGCAAUUUUCGAUGUCGACAAGGCAAAGAAAGACGAAUUGAGACCGAUCUAUGAUGCAUUUACUCAGAGUGCACAAGCUGCACCAACUAAGCUUGCUUCGGGACAAGUUGCUGCUCUUGCUGAACAGAACAGAGAAUUAUUUGGAUAUUGCCAGGAUGUUGUGCAGAAGUAUUUGCAGGACUGUGGGCGUCGGUAUGUGAACAUGGGGUCGAUUUUUGACUUCAUGGGCGUAUAAUGUAUAAUAGAAUAAAAUGAACAAAAUCUAAUGAAGGUAUAAUAGUAAUUUAGUUAAUGUAAUAUACUACAUAUACAUC
Scheffersomyces stipitis CBS 6054 is the source of this 4549-nucleotide messenger RNA. RefSeq names its product DNA-directed DNA polymerase alpha catalytic subunit (gene POL1). The coding region runs from base 79 to 4470 and encodes 1463 amino acids. NCBI's taxonomy places the organism in Eukaryota, Fungi, Ascomycota, Pichiomycetes, Serinales, Debaryomycetaceae. The record is from RefSeq and is a predicted model, not a curated record. The transcript has a single exon. Gene Ontology annotation, molecular function: DNA-directed DNA polymerase activity; chromatin binding; purine nucleotide binding. Gene Ontology annotation, cellular component: alpha DNA polymerase:primase complex. Gene Ontology annotation, biological process: leading strand elongation; mitotic DNA replication initiation; DNA replication.